UCCGCCAGGGCCGGAGCGGCGGGUCUCGGGGUGACAGUUGAGGAUGGCCGGCGCCGAGGGCUCCGCGGGGCGGCAGGCCGAGCUGGAGCCCGUGGUCUCGCUGGUGGAUGUUCUCGAGGAGGACGAGGAGCUGGAGAACGAGGCUUGCGCCGUGCUGGGCGGGAGCGACUCGGAGAAGUGCUCCUACUCGCAGGGAUCAGUAAAAAGGCAAGCACUGUAUGCCUGCAGUACCUGUACCCCAGAAGGAGAAGAGCCGGCAGGCAUUUGCCUGGCUUGCAGUUACGAAUGCCACGGAAGCCACAAGCUAUUUGAAUUGUACACAAAGAGAAAUUUUCGUUGUGAUUGUGGAAACAGCAAAUUUAAAAAUUUGGAAUGCAAACUAUUUCCUGAGAAGGCCAAGAUCAAUUCUGGCAAUAAAUACAAUGACAACUUCUUUGGACUAUACUGUAUCUGUAAGAGACCUUAUCCUGACCCUGAAGACGAGGUUCCAGAUGAGAUGAUCCAGUGUGUGGUCUGUGAAGACUGGUUCCAUGGAAGGCAUCUUGGUGCCACCCCUCCUGAGAGUGGGGAUUUCCAGGAGAUGGUAUGUCCUGGCUGCAUGAAGCGCUGCUCCUUCCUAUGGACUUAUGCCGCACAUUUGGCAGUCACCAAAGUAGCUGCUGAGGAUGAAGGGUUGGUCAUAGUUGAUCAGGAAGUGGCCAAACCUGAAAAUGGGACUCACGAAGAGAAUAGCCCCAAAGAGGAAACCCCAGAUCAUGAGAAGGACGCUGUGAAGGAUGUUAAAGCAGAGCGGACUACUGAACCAAGUGCCAGCUCUAGUUCUGAAGCUGACCUCCAGACCAUGUUGAAGAAUCACCUGAACUCCGAGUCCCAGCCUGGCUGCCGGUUUGAGGCACUUAAAGUGAAGACGCUAAUCAAGAGAGAUGCUGCCACCUACUGGCCCCCGAGCUGGCGCAGCAAGUUAUGCACCUGCAAAGACUGUCUGAAAAUGUACAACGACCUGGAAGUGCCGUUCCUGACAGAUGAAUGUGACACAGUUCUGGCCUAUGAAAACAAGGGCAAGGUUGACCAGGCCUCGGAGCAGAGAGAUCCACUCAUGGACACACUCAACAGUAUGAACAGAGUCCAGCAAGUGGAGCUCAUUUGUGAAUAUAAUGACUUGAAGAGCGAACUUAAAGACUAUCUCAAGAGAUUUGCUGAUGAGGGCACGGUUGUUAAGAGAGAGGACAUUCAGCAGUUCUUUGAAGAAUUCCAGUCUAAGAAGAGACGGCGGGUAGAUGGGAUGCAGUAUUACUGCAGCUAAAGUGAGGCCAACGCCUUGUCCCCGGCCAGGGGAAAAUGCCACUUGUCGUUCCAGGAAUAAAAGGCCCCUUUACACAGUUGGUCCAUGAGGCUGGUCUUCUCAUUGGAGAAGACUCCUCCUCCUUCCUCUGCUGCUCCACCCCCACCCCACCUCCAGGUUCCUUCCUUCCCUGUGUCCCCAUGGUCCCCAGGUCCACUCUCAACCCAUUCUCCUCUCCUAACCUGCUCACUCAUCCCACACUUCAGCCCUUGCCUUCCAUCUAUUUGGGCCAUUUGCUUCUCUGUUAUAA
Messenger RNA from Suncus etruscus (white-toothed pygmy shrew), 1592 nucleotides. RefSeq names its product ubiquitin protein ligase E3 component n-recognin 7 (gene UBR7). Gene Ontology annotation, molecular function: zinc ion binding; ubiquitin protein ligase activity. NCBI's taxonomy places the organism in Eukaryota, Metazoa, Chordata, Mammalia, Eulipotyphla, Soricidae. The transcript has 11 exons. Gene Ontology annotation, cellular component: cytoplasm. The record is from RefSeq and is a predicted model, not a curated record. Bases 44 to 1303 code for a protein of 419 amino acids.